AUGUCUGAAUUCAAGGCAGCCUACUUUGCCGCUGGUGGUAACAGGCAUCCUUCAGCAGCUGAUUGGGACUGUCGAUCCGGACUACUAGCAUUCGGAGCUGAUCAAAACGUAGCAAUUUGGAGCCCGUUAUCAAGAGACCAUAAAUCCGUAAAAUGUCUUUUGGCUGGCCACAAAAACACCGUCAAUGCUGUCAAAUUCUUCCCCACGCUUCAGGGAUGCUCUCCAAUUAUCGUCAGCGGCUCUACCGACAAGACAAUCCGGAUAUGGAGGAUGUCGGAAAGUGAAGGCCAAGUGAUUCGAAUCCUCGACGAUCAUGCUUCAUCCGUUAAUUGCAUAUCUGUAAAUUCGCAUCCGAAUCUAGUCGUGUCUGGCUCAGCAGACUCGAUAAUCAAAAUCUGGCAUCUAGACUUAGAGGGCCCGGUUGUGGAAACAACUUUACUACAGACAAUUGAUCUUGCUCCACGAUUUUUACCUCUUACUACAGCACUGCACUCUUUGAAUCAAAAUCGAGAUCUUGUUCUGGCCGUCGCUGGCACAAGCAGCACCGCUCAUGUCUACGUUAAGUUGAAAGGGGGAAUCUUCGAGCAUCAAGCCUCCUUGACUGGCCAUGAAGGCUGGAUAAGAUCCCUCUCGAUCAGUGAAGAGUUCCAAUGUCCGCAAAGCGAUUUAGUCCUCGCUUCUGCAAGUCAAGAUAAGUAUAUCCGCCUCUGGCGUAUUGCUAGAACGGUACCGACUGUUCCGUCUCAUCAAGUCGAUUUGGUUGAUGCUUUCGAAGAAUCGCUUUCUAACAAGAGGCACAAGCUGCAAAGCUCAUCGGGACAUCAUAUGCUUACGUUCGAAGCGUUGUUGCUCGGCCAUGAAGAUUGGAUUUAUACAGUUUCGUGGCACCUACAGCAAGGUAAAUUGCAGCUUCUCUCUGCGUCUGCAGAUAACUCUCUUGCUAUUUGGCAGCCAGAAGCUUCCUCUGGCAUCUGGAUACCAGUGACAAGACUUGGAGAGAUUAGUCUCCAGAAGGGCUCGACAACGGCAAGUGGCAGCACAGGAGGCUUCUGGGUUGGGCUCUGGUCUCCGGAUGGAACGAGUGUGGUCAGUCUUGGAAGGACUGGUAGCUGGAGAUUGUGGAUGUAUAAUGAAAAGGAAGAUCGCUGGUUGCAACAUUCCGGUAUUAGUGGCCACACAAAAUCGAUUACUGACAUAGCUUGGUCCAAAGACGGAAACUAUUUAUUAUCUACCAGCUCUGAUCAAACAACUAGGUUGAACGCUGAGUCGAUCAAAGACGGUCUGGCAUCAUGGCAGGAAUUGGCACGGCCUCAGAUCCACGGCUACGAUCUCAACUGUAUUGACUCUAUCAGCUCGACUCAAUUCAUUUCUGGAGCGGACGAAAAGCUCCUUCGGGUCUUUGACGAGCCUCGGCAAACCGCGGAGCUAUUGCGACGACUAUGUGGCAUACACAGCGCGGAAGAGCACAAACUUACAGACUCAGCAAGCAUGCCUGUCCUUGGUUUAUCCAACAAAGCCGGUACAGAGCCAGACGAUGAGCGGAAUACCAUGAAAGGGACCGUGGGAAACGGAGGGAUGAUGGAGAAUAAGCAGAUAGAUACUGCUGCCAUGACCAUGCCAACGGAAGAUCAAUUAGCGAGGCAUACUCUAUGGCCUGAGCGAGAAAAGCUUUACGGUCACGGCUACGAGAUAUCAGCAGUAGCAGCCUCUCAUGACGGCACGCUCGUCGCAACAAGUUGCAAAGCUAGCUCGCUGUCUCACGCUGUCAUAAGGCUGUACACUACCAAAGACUGGCGGGAGGUCAAGCCCGCGCUGAAGGCGCAUUCGUUGACGGUCACGGCCCUUGCAUUUGCGAAUGAUGACAAAUAUCUCCUUAGCACUGGUAGAGAUAGACAAUGGGCUGUCUUCGAGAGAGAUAGCACAAAUGCCUCCAACUACAUAGUCAAGCAUGCCAAUCCAAAGGGCCACUCGAGGAUGAUUCUCGAUGCUUGUUGGUCCGCAGAGACUAUGGGAAGAGUGUUUGCGACCGCUGGGCGUGACAAGGCGGUUAAAAUUUGGCUCAUGGGCAAUGGGCAGGUUGGUUUAGUAUCGAACACGUUGUACCCCUCUGCAGUUAGCGCGCUUGACUUUGGGCCCGAGCUAUUCAAGGGACGUCGUCUGUUGGCCGUGGGCACAGAAUCUGGCGAUCUCAUUCUGCAAGAGGUCAUUUUCGGAUCAUGGGAGACUUCGGCGAUGGUAAGGAUAAAGGAAUCGUGA
Bacidia gigantensis is the source of this 2256-nucleotide messenger RNA. RefSeq lists its product as uncharacterized. The transcript is spliced from 2 exons. The record is from RefSeq and is a predicted model, not a curated record. Gene Ontology annotation, cellular component: elongator holoenzyme complex. Bases 1 to 2256 code for a protein of 751 amino acids. Gene Ontology annotation, molecular function: protein binding. Gene Ontology annotation, biological process: tRNA wobble uridine modification. Lineage: Eukaryota; Fungi; Ascomycota; Lecanoromycetes; Lecanorales; Ramalinaceae.